AUGCACUUUCGAUUGAGCCAGACUGCGGCGUGCUUGUCGUUCAUAGCGGCAGCAAAUGGCCUCAGCACUCCUCGAUCCGUACCAUCGCAACAUGACCUUAGGGGAAAGCGUUCGAUAGAAGUACGAGACGGCGUUACGCAUACCGUGUUUGAGCACCGGGCGACUAGAGCAAAGAUUGACUAUGUGACAAACUCGGGUGUCUGCGAGACAACUCCUGGUGUAAACCAGUACUCUGGCUAUUUGUCUGUGGGCACAAACAUGAGCAUGUUCUUCUGGUUUUUUGAAUCGCGAAACAGCCCUGCCACAGCGCCGCUGGCUUUGUGGGUGAAUGGAGGACCGGGAUGUUCAUCCAUGAUUGGAUUGUUCACGGAAAACGGCCCUUGUACUUUCAACAACGUCAAUGGAAACACGCCAGUGCUGAAUCCACACAGCUGGAACGAGUACGCCAACAUGCUAUAUGUUGAUCAGCCUAUUGGCACUGGAUUCUCGUUUGGAAGCGAAACUGUCAACACGACUUUUGCUACUGCCGCUCCUGUCUGGACGUUCUUACAAGCCUUCUUCACCAACUUCCCACAGUACGAAUCUCGUGACUUUGGUAUCUUCACAGAGUCAUAUGGCGGGCACUUUGGACCUAGAUUUGCUGAAUAUAUCCAAUCUCAAAACACCGACAUCGCCAGCGGCAAGAUCCAGGGUCAAAAGAUUAACCUGGUCGCUCUGGGAAUCAACAAUGGCUAUUACGACAUGGCGAUAUCGGAAACGAAUUUCGUCAGGUUCAGCGCCAACAACAGCUACUACCCAUUGAUCAACAACAGUAUUGCGCUAGAGUACAUCUCGGAAAUUGAAUCCCAGUGUCUGCCUGGCGUGUUAAAUUGUUCGCCCUUUGAAGAUGGCCACUUCGACGACUGCGUAGCAGCAGAGACACCUUGCGCGGCGGUCGACAACAAGUUUAGCCAGUUCUUUCUCACCAACUACUCUACCCAUGAUAUCAGACAGCCCGCUCCUGGGAACUUCCCACCCGCAACUUACAUCGCUUACUUGAAUGAUCCGGCAAUCCAGAAGAAAAUUGGUGUGAAUGUGGCCUAUUCGGACUGUUCCAGCGACGUGGCGAACAAUAUCGACAACCUUGACGACGGAUUACGCUCGUAUCUGCCCGCUCUCUCCAAAGUCGUUCAAUCCGGCGUGACUACAGUCAUUUGGGCAGGCGAUGCCGACGCCGUCUGUGAUUGGUUCGGAGGAUUUGCAGCUGCGAAUGCCAUCCAGUACCAAAGCCAAACAGCCUUCAACCAGAAGGCGGUAACCGGAUAUACGGUAAACGGUGUCAAGGGAGGAGAGUUCAAAACCGUCGGUGCGUUGAGCUGGUUGAGGGUGUAUGCGGCGGGCCAUGCAACCCCGGCUUUUCAACCUGAGCUGGCGCUACAGGUGUUUAAACAGACCAUGAUGAAGACGCCUUUAAAGUCUACUUGA
Messenger RNA from Trichoderma aggressivum f. europaeum, 1464 nucleotides. RefSeq lists its product as uncharacterized. The transcript is spliced from 5 exons. Gene Ontology annotation, biological process: proteolysis. Lineage: Eukaryota; Fungi; Ascomycota; Sordariomycetes; Hypocreales; Hypocreaceae. Gene Ontology annotation, molecular function: serine-type carboxypeptidase activity. The record is from RefSeq and is a predicted model, not a curated record. Gene Ontology annotation, cellular component: fungal-type vacuole. Bases 1 to 1464 code for a protein of 487 amino acids.